Messenger RNA from Ceratitis capitata (Mediterranean fruit fly), 1390 nucleotides. It is a transcript of the gene Wdfy2, whose product is annotated as WD repeat and FYVE domain-containing protein 2. The transcript is spliced from 8 exons. Gene Ontology annotation, molecular function: metal ion binding; protein binding. NCBI's taxonomy places the organism in Eukaryota, Metazoa, Arthropoda, Insecta, Diptera, Tephritidae. The record is from RefSeq and is a predicted model, not a curated record. The coding region runs from base 122 to 1348 and encodes 408 amino acids.
AGAAAAAUCCAAAAAUUGUCGUAUGUAGUUUCUAUGUGUGAACGCAAGAGAAGUCGCACCGUAAAAAUCCAGUCUAUAUAUGUAAUCAUCGAUUGGAUAACGGUUGCAAAGCGUUGGCGAAAUGGCUGCGGAAAUAAAGCCAGCUCAACGUAGUGAUGAUGAUCGUUUUAGUUCCGGAAGAAAAUUGGAAUUGCUAAGUAAAUUAGAGGGAAGUGGCGAUGAUAUAAAUGCCGCAAUAUUUAUUCCUGGUGAAAAUGGCGUGAUAAGUGUUUCCGAUGACAAAACAAUCCGAGUAUGGUUGAAGCGAGACUCAGGUCAAUAUUGGCCAAGUAUAUGUGAAAAUAUGCCAUCGGGAUGUACUUCAGUAUUUUAUAAUGCUACUCAAAGACAACUAUUUAUUGGACAAGACAAUGGAACCGUAACUCAAUUUACAUUUUCGGAUGAUUGUAAUCGAAUUUCAUUUGUCCGAGACUAUUUGGCACAUCAAGGCCGGGUAAUGGAAGUUGUGGUUGAUAACAAUAUGAAAUGGGUCCUUUCAUGUGGAAGGGACAAAUUGUUCGUCUUUUAUUCAACCGACACUUUGCAACGAUUGGGUAGUUACACUUUCGAGACAUCUUGCACAUCGCUACAAUUUGAUACCAUGGCGAAAUAUGCAUUCGUUGGUGACUCUGUUGGUUCGAUAACCAUGCUAAGGUGUGAUACGCAAGGCGUUCAGUUCAUAAAUAUAUUCAAGAAACAUACAACAAGCAUACGAUGCCUUAAAUGGGUUGAAGAACAUCAAUUACUUUUCAGUGGUUCCUGUGACCAAACGGUUUUAGUAUGGGAUAUUGGAGGCAAACGUGGUACCAUCUAUGAGCUUCAAGGGCAUAAUAACAAGGUUUCAUCGCUGGCAUAUGCCAAUCAUACUCAACAGCUUAUUAGCGGUGCAGAAGACUCGGUUAUUGUGUUGUGGGAAAUGAAUGCAAUGCGAAAGGAAGUACCAGCAUGGGUGGAAAAUAAUAGUUGUCAACUUUGUCAAAGACCAUUUUUCUGGAAUUUCCGUGCUAUGAUGGACCAGAGACAAAUAGGUAUCCGACAACAUCAUUGUCGACAUUGUGGAAAAGCAGUGUGCGAUACCUGCUCUGCUAACCGUAUUAAUAUACCAAUAAUGGGAUUUGAGUUCGAUGUACGUUGUUGUGAUCCAUGCUAUAAGCAAUUGCAGAAUGUUGAACGGCCUUCAUUAGCUACUUUCCAUGAUGCAAAACACUCAAUUGUCAAUAUGGAUAUGGAUGAAAAUCGAAAAUUGCUAUUGACCGUUGGGCAAGACCGCAUUAUAAAAAUUUGGGAUCUAUCUGCAAUUUGGGCAUAAUAAUUAAAUGUUUACUUCCUCAGGAUUUUAUUUAAAAUAAAC